Messenger RNA from Penicillium samsonianum, 1404 nucleotides. RefSeq lists its product as uncharacterized. The record is from RefSeq and is a predicted model, not a curated record. Bases 1 to 1404 code for a protein of 467 amino acids. NCBI's taxonomy places the organism in Eukaryota, Fungi, Ascomycota, Eurotiomycetes, Eurotiales, Aspergillaceae. The transcript has 2 exons.
AUGUCACUACAGCCGCAGCCGCUCAAGAAUUGGCCGCACAACUUCGACAAAAAAUAUGUAUUUAAGCGUCUUGGCAUACCAGAUAGCCCCGACGACCAACAGGUUCUCCACGAUUUAGGACAAGAAAUCUUUGAUAUAGUAGCGGUUGAUGCUUUGAACGACGGCAGAGCCAUCGCCAACCUUUUCCGAUCGAGUUCUUCACGCAAUCAAAUCCUAUUUGAGUGGCGCAAGCGACUGCCGAGGAUACCAGCCGCUGUUAGAAAUCACGUCACGGACGUCGAGCUUCUCAGUGGAGCGCUGUAUAAAUUUCUCAAUUGUGUUCUAGAUGAGUUGUACACGGAUUUUCAGAACCGGCAAAACCAACCAGCAGGACAGGUAGAAGGACAGGCAGAGGGAUCAAAGACGGCACAGCAGCCAGCACAGCAGCAAUCAGAAAAGUCAGCACAAAAGCAACCAGAACAACCCAAGAAGUUCAACUAUCAUCGACCCUACAUAGUGCCCAAUGUUGACGUUCAGAUCAUUCGAGCAGAUCACCCGGAUAUGCCAAUUGCAAUUAGAGUGAGUGAUUUCUUAACUGACAGAGGAAACCUCCAGGAUGUAUGCCCGGAUGGGGAUUGGAUCAACAUCGCCAACAUUCAAUUCGAGCUUUUCAGACAGAACCUCAUCCAAGAAGGCUAUCUGGCAGACGGGGACACAAUCUGGUUAAACCAUUUCUCUCUGGACCAAAUUCAUCCUGCGUUUAUUGCUGACCCACAGGGUGGCGAGGUACGACUGACCUCCUUCAAUCUUGCAUCUACACUUUUGAGAACUAUCCGUGAGCAUUGGCCUAAACUUCGAAAUCCCUCCCCUGAUCCCUAUGGAGCUGAAAAGCGCUCACCAUUACCCAGACCUAAUAUGACUAUCAUUAUCCGAGGCGGUAAAGUAAAAGGUGGCGCCUUAGCUGCUAAACAGCCAGCAUUAGCUCGUCCCACUGUAAAACUGGGUGGUAGUACGGUCGCUCCUAACCGCCGGUCUGAACAGAUGGCCAGAUAUGCGGCAGGCAGACACGCCAAAACCAAACGAAAGAUGGCAGAGGUGGAAGCGGAAGCCGGGGCAGAAGCCGGAGCAGAAACCGAGGCUGAGGCGAAUUCUCCGCCAGCUAAAAGAAGAAGGUUAGCACACAAAACUGUCACUGCCCCCGCUGCUGGUCCUGCCUAUGCCCCUGCCAUCGGUCCUGCUCUCGAUACUGUCCCUGCUCUCGCCGGGCAAGAACCCCAGGAGGGUGAUGACGAUGAUGCUGCUCUGCUCGCGCUUUUAGACCCUGAACUCUUUAACGAAGAGGGACUUGCGGGCGAUGAAAGCGCCGCCUUGCAGGCAUUCUUCGAGGAGAACGAAUGGGCCGGAGAACCGAUGGAGGAGGGUUGA